Seminavis robusta is the source of this 1143-nucleotide messenger RNA. Lineage: Eukaryota; Bacillariophyta; Bacillariophyceae; Naviculales; Naviculaceae. The record is from the annotation of a GenBank genome assembly.
AUGAGACCAUCCUCUCUGUAUAUAACGCUGCUGGUGGUCCUUUCAGUUCUGGAGCUGGUGUACGGAUUUGUAGUGGUGGUCCCUCCUCCAUCAGCAGUAGCAUCUCCCCGCCAACAAUCAUGGACGUUGCUGUUUGCCAGUGGUAAAAAGACGAAAAAGGGAGGCAUGGCAGAAAAACGCAAACGUCGUUCCCAAGCUCGCCAACAACGACAACAAGCCUUGAUGGAAGCGAAUGCGCAACUUCCCGCUUCCAAAUUGGAUUUCAAGACUCCACCACCUCCACCCACUCCCACGGCUCCGGGUGGAUCUGCUACGGUAGACGAGCUGGAACAAGAAGCCACCAACAGCAAGGCGAGAGAAUUGGUCGAGACGCAACGAGAAUCGGUCAACAUGUUGACGCAUGUGACGGAACAAUUGGAAGCCAGUAGUAGUCGUCUGGAGGAGCUGUCGUCGCAAGAAGAAGGAUAUGUCGUAUUGGACAAUUUACUCGACGAGUCCGUGGUGCAACAAUUGCAAGACGAAUCGAUGGCACUUUACGAACAAAAUGAAAUGACAGCCGAUGUCAGCCAAUUGGGUACGGGAGAAUUCAUUACGGCAAUUCAAGGAGGGGCCGAGCAGUAUCCCAAAUGUCCACGCACUAUUGAAUGGGUGGUGGCGGUCACAGGAAAACUGGCGGCACUAUGCAAUAGUCAAUUGCAAGAUGCUGUAGAAUUGGAGGAUCGAGCCUGUAGUCGUGCCGUGGCACGUCUCUUUGAUCGAUCCUCACUACAAGCAUCCUUGCAUUUGCUCAUGGGACAAGACAGUCCCGAGGCGGUGCAACAUGCCAUUCAAAACUUGAAACCGGCAUCAUUGCAAACCGUUAUUGAACGAGAUCAAGAAGACGAGGAGGAUUUCCGAAAAAUAUCCGUCUGCUACUUUUUGACGGAUCCAACCUGGAACGAAGCUUGUGGAGGCCACUUGACAUUUGCUACCGGCAGUACUACGGAAGAUGCAACAACCACCACUAUUGAGGCGCUUCGAAAUCGACUCGUCAUUUGGAGAUCCGACACCACGAGAGUACGACGAGAGCCAUUUCGGGGCAGUGAGAUUCUCACCACGGCGAGUACCAUAGAACUGCAUCUUGUACAAAAGCAGCAGGGGUAG